AUGGAUUUAUCUUCUCGACCGGAGCUGUUCGAUUUCCACGGAGUGUCAAUGACCCACUAUUUAACAGACAACUGGGAGAACAUUCAAAAGUUUCAGGCCAGGCCAGAUGAUAUACUUAUUACAUCAUACCCCAAAGCAGGACACACAUGGCUCUCCUACAUCCUUGACCUGCUGUACUUUGGUAAAACAUCUCCAGAGCGUCAGACAUCCAUCCCUAUCUAUCUAAGAGUGCCUCACUUAGAGAUCAUCGUGCCUUCUCUGCAGCCAGGGUCUUCUCCACAGAUCUUCAAGGGAACAGAAUUGGCCGACAAGCUCCACACUUCUCCUCGACUUAUCAAAACUCAUCUUCCUGUCCAGUUUAUGCCAAAGUCCUUUUGGGAGCAAAACUGCAAGAUAGUCUACGUGGCCCGCAAUGCAAAGGACAGCGUGGUGUCUUAUUUCCACCUUGAACGCAUGACCAAAAUCCAUCCAGAUCCUGGAGACUGGAGCAGUUACCUCCAGAGAUUUAUGGAGGGAAAGAUGGUAUUUGGAUCCUGGUAUGACCACGUGAACGGCUGGUGGAAGAAGAAACAGACUUAUCCAAACCUCCAUUACAUCUUCUAUGAAGAUCUUAUUGAGGAUACUGGACGGGAAAUAGACAAACUCUCCUGCUUUCUUGGUUUGUCUCCUUCAGCCGAGGAGAAGGAAAGAAUUAGAGGGGAAGUGCAGUUUGAUAAUAUGAAAAAGAAUAACAUGGUCAAUCAUUCAACAUAUAGAGGGAUGGAUUUCAAAAUAUCUUCCUUCAUAAGAAAAGGAAAAGUUGGUGACUGGAAGAACCACUUCACUGUGGCCCAGAAUGAAGAGUUUGAUGAAGACUACAUGAAAAAGAUGAAGGAUCCCACACUUCAGUUCCACACUAAAAUUUGAACAGGACUGCGGUAUAUGUGAAGAUCAUUUAAUGGAUACUGUGUGGCAAAUUUAUGUUAAAAUUAAGUUACUGUCGCUUCUAGUGUGACAGCCGAGGUAUGGAGUGUGUACCCAACUUGUUGCUCAUGUUAUGUCAUUAAACCAGUAGACUACAAU
This is a messenger RNA of Thunnus maccoyii (southern bluefin tuna), 1062 nucleotides long. RefSeq names its product cytosolic sulfotransferase 3-like. The transcript is spliced from 7 exons. Gene Ontology annotation, molecular function: sulfotransferase activity. Gene Ontology annotation, biological process: sulfation. Gene Ontology annotation, cellular component: cytoplasm. Lineage: Eukaryota; Metazoa; Chordata; Actinopteri; Scombriformes; Scombridae. Bases 1 to 906 code for a protein of 301 amino acids. The record is from RefSeq and is a predicted model, not a curated record.